UUUCCAAUGCACGUACAGCCCGUACACACCGUGUCUGGGACACCCCACAGUCAGCCGCAUGGCUCCCCUGUGCCCCGGUCCCUGGCUCCCUCUGUUGAUCCCAGCCCCUUCUCUGGGCCCUAGUGUGCAACUGCUGCUGAUACUGCCACUCGUGGUGCCUGUCCAUCCCCAGAGCCUGUCCCGGAUACAGGGGACACCUGGGUUGGGAGGAGAUUCAUCUGGAGAGGAUGAUCAAUUGGAUGAGGAAAACCUACCCAGUGAAGAGGAUCCACAUGGAGAGGAGGACCUGCCUGGAGAGGAGGACCCACCUGGAGAGGAAGACCCACCUGUAGAGGAGGACCCAUCUGGAAUGAAGACUGAACCAGGAAAAGAGGACUCUCUGAAGUUAGAGGAUCUACCUACUGUUGAGGCGCCCAGGGACACCCCAGGCUCCCAGAAUAAUGCCCACAGGCACAACAAAGGGGAUGACCACAGUCAUUGGCGCUAUGGAGGAGACCCGCCCUGGCCCCAGGUGUCCCCAGCCUGCGCGGGCCGCUUCCAGUCGCCCGUAGAUAUCCGGCCCCAGCUCGCCGCCUUUUGCCCGGCGCUGCCACCGCUGGAGCUCCUGGGCUUUGAGCUCCCGCCACUCCCAGAACUGCGCCUGCGCAACAAUGGCCACACCGUGCAGCUGACCCUGCCUCCGGGGCUGGAGAUGGCCCUGGGCCCCGGGCGGGAGUACCGGGCCUUGCAGUUGCACCUGCACUGGGGGGCCGCGGGCCGCCCGGGCUCGGAGCACACGGUCGACGGCCACCGGUUCCCAGCCGAGAUCCACGUGGUUCACAUCAGCACUGCAUUUGCCAAAGUUGAGGAGGCCUUGGGACGCCCGGGGGGGCUGGCCGUGUUGGCCGCCUUUCUGCAGGAGGGUCCAGAAGAAAACAGUGCCUAUGAGCAGUUGCUGUCACAUUUGGAAGAAAUCACUGAAGAAGACUCAGAGACUUGGGUCCCAGGACUGGAUGUAUCCGCGCUGCUGCCCUCUGACCUCAGCCGCUACUUCCGCUAUGAGGGGUCUCUAACCACACCCCCCUGUGCCCAGGGGGUCAUCUGGACUGUGUUCAACCAGACAGUGAGGCUGAGUGCUAAGCAGCUCCAUACCCUCUCUGGCUCCCUGUGGGGACCUGAUGACUCUCGGCUACAGCUGAACUUCCGAGCCACACAGCCUUUGAAUGGGCGAAUAAUCGAGGCCUCCUUCCCUGCUCAAGUGGAGAGCAGCCCCAGGUCUUUUGAGCCAGUCCACCUGAAUUCCUGCCUUGGUGCUGGUGACAUCCUGGCCGUGGUUUUUGGCCUCCUCUUUGCUGUCACCAGCAUCGCCUUCAUCGUGCAAAUGAGAAAGCAGGGAAGACUCCGGAAUGGGACCAAAGGGAAUGUUAGCUAUCACCCAGCAGAGGUCACAGAGACUGUUGCCUAGAGGCCUUGGAACUUGGAGAAUGUGCAGAGAGAAGUCAACCAGAAGAAUCUGAGGGGGAGCUGGAGACUUUGUCCUUUCCUACCCUUUAUACCACUUCCUUUUUAAGGUUCAAAUAUUUUUUUUAAAAUAAAUGUUUCUAAUAAAAUAUAUGGAAGGCAGCUUUGUUCCCUAAAUCAGGAGGAUGGUGUAUUUAUUUCCUAUUGCUGCUGCCUUUAACAAAUUACCACAAACUGAAUGAUAAUGCAAAUUUAUCCUCUUAGAGUUCUGGAGGUCAGAAGUCCAAAAUGAAUCUUCUGGGCUGAAGUUAAGGUGUCAUAAGGGCUGGUUCCUUCUGGACACUUUGAAGGGAGGGGGUUUCCUUUUCCAGGUUCUAGAAGCCAAGCAUACCUUGGCCCCUUCCUCAGAUCACUCCAGUCUCCUGCUUCCAUCGUCAUGUCUUACAACUGCCUUGGGUCUUACCUCCCUCUUGUAAGAACCAUUGUGAUUACAUUUGGACCUGUCUAGAUAAUUUAGGAUACUCUCCCAAUUUCAAAAUCCUUAGGUCAAUCAUGAAAUUCCUUUUCCCACAGAAGGUAACAAUUCACAGGAUUAGGGUGUGAACAUCUUUGAUGGGGGGCAUUACUGCCUAGCACAGAUGGGAAGGGGGGCAUAAGUGACUUGGGGCCCCUGGGGUGGCUCAGUAGGUUAAGCAUCUGCCUUCAGCUCAGAUCAUGAUCCCAGGGUCCUGGGACGGAGCCCAGCUCAGCAGGGAUCUGCUUCUCCCUCUCCCUCUCGUUCUCUCUCAAGUAAAUAAAUAAAAAUCUUAAAAAAAAAAAAAAAAGUGACUGAGGUCAAAUGGCUGGGGGCAUCCACACAGCAGUCUGUCUCUGGGUAGGGCAGGCUUAGCCUCUAGGCUUAAAAUCAUAGUGUGGCUUUGGGGCUUUGACCCUGCUCCAGUAAAAUCUGUGUAGCUUUGCAGUUUUGCCUUCAGAUUGUGUUGUCUGGCAGCUCCUUUGCCCUGAGGGUAGCAAGGGCCCGGAUGUUCCCCCAGACCCGAGGAGCCCUCUCUGCUUCACACAGCCCGUUCACAACCCUCAGUGAACUCAGGGCCCCCACCCCUCGGCUCCCUUAGAAAAGGAAGUCCUACAGUGGAGCAUGGACCAGGCUCUGCUCACUCCUUUGUUCUCCUCGGACAUCCUCUCCGCUUUUCCACUUUGUAAGACUACCACCACCAUCGCCAACACCAGAGAGAGGCUGAAAGGGCCCUGUGAUGCCAGUAACAUCCACUUUAUUGCGUUGGGGUGGCGCCGACAGCCCGGCUUGAGGCUGAGCCACCCUCACAGGUUGUUGAGCUCCAGCAGGGUCUGGUCAAGAGUCUGGUGAAUCUCCACGUUCUCCUCCUUGGCACUGGCCAAGGUCUCUGUGAGGAGAAGCAGCACGUGAGGAGGGGAGAAGGAGGAGGAGACAGGCUGGGAGGGGGGUGGAGGCACAGGGAGACCUGAGCAUGAAGGGAUCUGAGGAGCCCGAACCAGGGGCAAAUGGAGAGACUGAGACAUACAGGGAGACCUCCCUGAGGGCUUCAGGGGCCUAAGGGUGGGAUGGGGAGGCUGAGUCAUUAACUAAUUUACCUCCUUCUUUGGAAGGUUUAAGAGAGUUGGAAACAGGAGGAAAGACAAAGACUGAGCCAGAAAAGGGUGGGCCAGACAGACAGACAAGACUCAGGCAGAAAACAGAUCUGCAGCGAAAGCCCCAUGUCAGCAUCCAGUGUCUUCCCAAACCUCUCCCCAGACCUCCCACCACCACCUGGCCCUUUCUCAGCACCUCCCCACCUGGCUCCCUGCCAGCCCCCUCUUUCUCCUGGAACUGCAGCAGGGUGCUGUGAGGUCAGCGACGGGCCUGGGUGCCUAGGUGAAUGCAAGAGCAAGGCUCUCAGAGGUGGCAGAGGGCCCACGGGGAUUGACAGGUAGUGUGUGCCCACGUGCAGCAGCAAGACAGUGAUAGACGGGGUGGGGGGUUCUGUGUGCAUUACAGUGUUCUGUGGGUGAGCUCAGUAUGGGGGGGUUGUCACAAGAUUGGGGUUGUCUGCAAAAAAGCCAGGAUCUCUGUGGGAGUGAUGGAAGUGCUCUCUGCAGGGCAGGAAAACAGCACCGAGACCAAGGUGAGUUUAUUAAGCAGCAGAAAGAGGUAGAGGCUGGAGAGUGGAGUGGGUGGAUAGGAGGUUGAAGCAUGAGCCAAGGUGGGCGGCAAGUGCGGUUGGAGCUCUCCAAGGCUGCACCCAGGCUGGCUGCAAGAUGCUGGCCAUUCUGUGCCUCCUCUCUGCCCCCUGCCCACAGAGAGAAUGGAAAGGGAGGAGAGAAUGGGCUGA
Messenger RNA from Nyctereutes procyonoides (raccoon dog), 3788 nucleotides. RefSeq names its product carbonic anhydrase 9 (gene CA9). NCBI's taxonomy places the organism in Eukaryota, Metazoa, Chordata, Mammalia, Carnivora, Canidae. The record is from RefSeq and is a predicted model, not a curated record. The transcript has 11 exons. Gene Ontology annotation, cellular component: plasma membrane. Gene Ontology annotation, molecular function: zinc ion binding; carbonate dehydratase activity. The coding region runs from base 59 to 1444 and encodes 461 amino acids.